AUGUUUUAGAAAAUAAUUAGAGGACAGCUAUAAGGAUUUUAAGCAUAAAAGUGGUCUAUAAUGACCCUCCAAGAUCUUCAAGGAUGCUUAAAAUUGCUUGAUGGAAAGCAAGUAAGAUGGUCAUAAGAAUUAGAUAAUGUUAGUUUUCUGAUAGUAAUAUAUUUGCUUCUGAUAGUAGAUAAGUCUAUACGUCUAUGGGAUGUCAAAACAGGAUAAUAAAAAUAAAAGUUAGAUGGUGAUAGAUAUUAUGUUUGAUCACUCUGCUUCUCUCCUGAUGGAAAUACAUUAGCAUCUGGUAGUAAUGAUAACUCUCUUCGUCUAUGGGAUUUCAAAACAGGAUAAUAAAAAGCCAAAUUAGAUGGUCAUAUUAGUACUAUCACGUCAGUAUGUUUCUCUCCUGAUGGAAACACAUUAGCUUCUGGUAGUGAUGAUUAGUCUAUCCGUCUAUGGGAUGUCAAAACAGGAUAAUAAUAAUCCAAAUUAGAUGGUCAUGCUAACACUGUCUACUCAGUCUGUUUCUCUCCUGAUGGAAAUACUUUAGCUUCUGGUAGUUGGGAUAAAUCUAUCCGUCUAUGAAAUGUAAAAACAAGAUAAUAAAAAGCCAAAUUAGAUGGUCAUGAUGAACCUGUUACAUCAGUCUGUUGGGUUUGGUAAGGGAGUACUAGAUUAGAUUUAGUAAGGGAGUACUAGAUUAGAUUUAAAAUAAAUAAUAAUCUAGUCCUACUUACGGUUGGGGCUGAGGCAAAUGGUUCCUAAAAGUUGA
Paramecium pentaurelia is the source of this 763-nucleotide messenger RNA. The record is from the annotation of a GenBank genome assembly. NCBI's taxonomy places the organism in Eukaryota, Ciliophora, Oligohymenophorea, Peniculida, Parameciidae.